Maniola jurtina (meadow brown) is the source of this 3492-nucleotide messenger RNA. RefSeq names its product Fanconi anemia group J protein homolog. NCBI's taxonomy places the organism in Eukaryota, Metazoa, Arthropoda, Insecta, Lepidoptera, Nymphalidae. The transcript is spliced from 19 exons. Gene Ontology annotation, cellular component: nucleus. The record is from RefSeq and is a predicted model, not a curated record. Gene Ontology annotation, molecular function: DNA helicase activity; DNA binding; hydrolase activity, acting on acid anhydrides, in phosphorus-containing anhydrides. Gene Ontology annotation, biological process: double-strand break repair involved in meiotic recombination; nucleotide-excision repair. The coding region runs from base 111 to 2948 and encodes 945 amino acids.
UUAGUAACUGUACAAAACCAAACAAGUUGUUACCUACUUGUUAGGCGGGAAACUUGUGGAAUUGAAACUACCACAUUCUACCAGUGUUUAUAUACUGUUUUUACCGCAAAAUGUCUUCACCAAUCUAUAUUUCUGAUGAUGACGACAGUUUUGAUUACCAGUCGCCGCCGGAAAAGUCUACUAGUACUGACGCAAUUUCUAUUACCGAUGACGAAGAUGUAGAUAAGCCGAAACCUGCGGAUAUGAAAGACAAACGGCAGGCAUUGAUCAAAAACUUGUUUCCUAAUACAAAAACAAAUGGUGGGAGCAGCAGUAAGUGGGAAGUGGUAGAACUUGUAGCUCCUGUGCAGAAACAACCAGAUUUUGUGAAGGUGAUAGGCGGUGUCAGUGUGCACCUGCCUGUGAACCCUUACCCUUGUCAGAUUGCUGUGAUGUUUAAAGUAAUAACAGCGAUAGAGAAAAAGAAGAACUGUCUACUUGAGAGUCCAACUGGCACUGGAAAGACACUGGCACUCCUCUGUUCUGCACUUGGCUGGCAGAAGAAGGAACAUGAUCGCAUGCGUCAACAGGAAGCCUCCAUGUCCUUCGCCCAGCAUCCUGAGCUGAACCAACUGGAUGGAGCUUUGGAAUACAUUGCGAGUCCGCAGAAGAGCGCUAUUGAAUCACCAGAGGCGUUCUUCUCAAAGAAAAUCCACGGUGAAAGGAGCAUAUACGAUUCACCACAAAAACAGAAUGUCGUAAACAAGCGGCAAGAGCCUCAUAAUGAUUCCUUCGACAGUAUACCAGACGAAGGCUUGGUAAAAUUGCAGAAGAAAAUGCGUUACAAUUCCGAUUCGUCUCUAAGUGCCGCCUGCACCACCACCGCCUGCAGCUGUUGCAGCCCUGAACUGCCAUCUACACCAGAAAAAUUCAUACCUGUACCUGAAAAAGAAACUCCUACAAAAAUAAGAGAGCUUUACGCGCUGGUCGAGAAUCUCCGCUUCAGGACGUCCAUGUUUGUUGGUUGCAGCCUUCCCAUCAUCUACUACGGAGCGCGCACGCACAAGCAAAUCCAACAGGUCGUGAAAGAGUUGGGCAGGACGACGUACUGCGGCGACGCGAGGAUGUCGCUCCUGUCGGCGCGGGAUCACAGCUGCAUACGGGAGUAUGAUAGGAGCCAGUGGCCUUCUAAGAAUGAUAUGUGCUCCUCGUGUAUUAAGCCACUGUCGUCUAAAGAAAAACAGAAAAUCCAGACCCCCCAAGAGACCAACUGCAAGUAUUACGAUAACCGCAAAGCUUUGAACUGGAAGGCUCUGCCGCCCGCCUUUGAUCUCAAGGAUCUAGUGACACAGGGCGAAAUAAUGACCGCUUGUCCAUACUACGCCGCCAGAGAGAUGGCCAAGAAUGCCGACAUUGUGUUUUGCCCUUACAACUACUUGAUUGAACCCGGUAUUAGGAAAAGUAUGCAAAUCGAUCUAACAGACAACAUUGUGAUCAUCGAUGAGGGCCACAACAUUGAAGACAUCUGUCGGGAUGCCGCCACUUGCAACUUUACUAGGGACCAAGUGAAAAACGCUUUGAAGGAACUCAACACCGUAGCUCAGUUCCGGUACGCCAAUCAAGCUAUGAUGACACACGUCGAAGAGCUUCAGGUCGCUUUGGGAAACUGGGACCAAUGGUUCGGGAACCAAACUCCGUUAAUAAACAAUCAGCCGGUGAAUGGAACGGAAGCGGCGUUCAGCUGGCAAGUGGAGAACUUCGUGCAGACUCUAAACAACCACAACAUCGGCCAGAACCAAUACAGUGCAUUCCAUGAAAACGUGGAGGUAUUCUGUAGGAAGUUCCGCGAAGACAGCCGCACCUUGAUAGGAAUCACGCAAUCCACUUGCAGUCUCUUAGAAUCCCUCGACACUGUGCUUGGUUUUCUGUUCCGCAAUUCGGGCAAACACAUGGACGACUUCAAGCCAGUGCUGGUGCGCAAACUCCACUCCGAGGUCAACGACGCCAAUGCGUGGAGGGCUUCGCAGUUUAAUAAGCAAGCUGAGUACGGCCCGUUGACUCUUCGGCUCAUUUGUAUGAACCCGGCGGUGGUGUUCGAAGGCCUGCAUUCCGCGAGGUGCAUCAUCCUCGCUUCCGGCACACUCACUCCGCAGAUAAGCAUGCAGUCCGAACUCUCCACUGAAUUCCCUCUGAAGGUCAGCCCGAAACACAUCAUACCCAGCGACAGGGUUUGGAUAGGUUCCCUCUCAAGUUGCCCUGACGGUACUCCACUAGAGUGCACCAGCCAAGGCACCAAACAGACGGUCGUGCAAGACGCGCUGGGCGAGGCCGUGUAUGAAGUGUGUCGCGUCACGCCACACGGCGUGCUCUGCUUCUUCCCUUCCUACCAACGCAUGAACGGGCUUGUGAGGCGAUGGCGACAAACCGGUUUGUGGAGAAGACUGAAAGAACUAAAGAAUAUCUUCAUGGAGAGCAGCGAUGCUAAAGACCACGACAACAAUAUGGAGGAAUAUUACGACUGCGUGGGCUCGGACAUGGGCGCGCUGCUGUUCGCCGUGUACCGCGGGAAGGUGGCCGAGGGGAUGGACUUCAAGGACCGGCAGGCCAGGGCUGUUAUCACUAUCGGAGUGCCGUACCCCAACAAAUACGACAUAGCGGUGAGCGAGAAGAUGAAGUACAAUGACAAGUAUCUCAAAGAGAAAAACCUGCUGUCGGGCACAGAUUGGUACUUAGUGCAGGCAUAUAGAGCGCUAAACCAGGCCGUGGGUCGCUGCGUGCGGCACAGCGGCGACUGGGGCGCGGUGCUGCUACUGGAUGCACGCUUUCGCGAGCACUACUUCACGCAACACCUGUCCGCCUGGGUCAAAGAAUAUUUGGGAUGUAAUCACCACACCUUCAACAGUCUAGUCAAUGGCACAAAUAGCUUGAAAUCAUUUAUGGAGGAAAUGACGCGGAGGGAAAAUAAAUGAUUUCGUUUUAUGAGAAACACAUUAAUAGAAUAAGUUUUAUUUUUAAAAUAUUUUUUGUUUUGACUAUCAUGAUCCAAAUCUAUUGUCUAUGGUGCCAAUUCAAGGUGACCCCAAAAAUAAUGGGAUAAAGAAACUUUAUCUAUAUACUUGUUCCUUAAAUCAUGUGUUUUAUUUUAAUUGACAAGUUGAGUAAAAGGUAGGUAGGUAGGUUGAGAUGUAUCUGUGAUGAGAAUCAAUCGCAUAUAUCAUUUUUCAAAUUUUGUGGCGUGUACAGUAUCAGUUUUCACUUAAGGUCAACACACAAGGGCUGUUAAAUACCGACGGGUCUAAGAUUCAGAUGUAUAGAGCGUACUUUGACCUUGCUCAGACUUAAGACAUGGUUAAAACGAGACAACGAUAAAUCGCUGACAUAAAUCCGUCUCAUUUUGACUGAAACUUAAUUCAGAACAAAGGCAAAGUACGUUACAAUUUAACUGUGAUGUAAAAUGACUUGUUUGUAUGUUACAUUUUUGUAAAAAUUAUGAAAUUAGAAUUAUUCAUUGUA